Molecule: messenger RNA, 500 nt
Organism: Diorhabda carinulata
Lineage: Eukaryota; Metazoa; Arthropoda; Insecta; Coleoptera; Chrysomelidae
Product: cuticle protein 19-like
Exons: 3
Coding region: 1-480 (159 amino acids)
Cellular component (GO): extracellular matrix
Source: RefSeq, a predicted model, not a curated record
AUGUAUUCUAAAGUGAGUAUUAUAUUAGCAGUUGUAGCUGUCGCCCAAGCUGGUCUUUUGGAUUACGAACAUGCAAAUUCGUAUUCCUCUGUGAAUCUUGGUGCAUCACAUGGAUACGCUGCUCCAGUUCUAGCACACGCUCCAGUCGUGGCACACGCUCCAGUUCUUGCACACUCUACUCACGAAAAUGUCGAUUACUAUGCUCAUCCAAAAUAUGAAUUCAAUUAUGGAGUGCAAGACGGACAUACUGGUGACCACAAAACUCAACAUGAAGUACGUGAUGGUGACGUAGUCAAAGGUUCUUACACUGUUGCUGAACCUGAUGGUACUCUUCGUACUGUCCACUACACUGCCGAUGACCACAAUGGUUUUAACGCUGUAGUAGAAAAAUCUGGACACCCAGUACAUCCAGCUCCCGCUUAUGGAAAAGUACUUUUGGCUGCUCCUGCUGUGCAUAAUGCUCCCUUAUAUCAUCAUUGAGACCGUUGAAAUAUCGAUUG